GAAAUUGGUUUUGGUUACCUGGCUCGCAGAGCACAAUUUGUUCUGUUGAAAUUUUUUGGUGGAAAUCAUGUGCUUUUGCUUCAAGAAAUUGAUAUUUUUACAAAUUUUUGUGCUUAUCGUGUUAAUUGGAUCGAGCCAUGAGCAAGGUUUUGGUGGUCCAAUUGACGCAAAAUCCACCAAAUCGCAAACAACUACAGCUCAAACUACAGUACCCCCACCGGAAACUACAGCUGCCUCAGAAGUUCAUGCGACCACUUCUGACACAAAUCGAAUUUCAAUACUCAUUUCUCUUUUUUCUUUAUCUAUAAUCCAACUGUUUCCGUUUUUAUAAUUGAAUUCUCAAUGAUAUAAACCUAAACCAAUUUCAAA
Messenger RNA from Caenorhabditis elegans, 369 nucleotides. RefSeq names its product MS Related Protein (gene Y41C4A.22). The record is from RefSeq and is marked reviewed. NCBI's taxonomy places the organism in Eukaryota, Metazoa, Nematoda, Chromadorea, Rhabditida, Rhabditidae. Bases 68 to 331 code for a protein of 87 amino acids. The transcript is spliced from 2 exons.